Messenger RNA from Seminavis robusta, 2603 nucleotides. The record is from the annotation of a GenBank genome assembly. Lineage: Eukaryota; Bacillariophyta; Bacillariophyceae; Naviculales; Naviculaceae.
AUGGUGAGCACUCGCUCCAGAGUCAAGUUCACUUCUGUAGCUGGUCAAUCUCGGUUGUCUCAACUUGCCGCGAUAGAAGAAGGUGUUGCCAUGGGAGAUGAAACUCUAAUUGAACCAGUAGAGCAAGAAGAAGGCCAAGAGCAAGAGCAAGAAGUAGUCUCUUUGGGAAAUGACGACGCCGAUGAACAACAAGAAGAAAUUGGAAAUGGAUACGCUCCGCUGCCAGAUCAACUCACUCGACAUUCUUCUCAAUCGCAAUCUCCAUCGCAAUACAACCCAGGCGACUCAGACUCGUCUGUCACAGAUGACGAAGGUGUACCAACUGCAGAAGAGUUUCUCACCAUGUCACUUGCUGGCGAAGACAUGAACACCAAUGAAGUCACGGCGACUCAAAUGGCUGGUGCAGGUCUUUUGUUGGGUUUCGCGGCGAAUGACACGAAUGACACGACCAAUGACAUGACCAAUCCCAAAGAAGAUAGAGCACUCCGACGUCGACAAGAAGCACAGCAAAAGAAAGAUGCAAAUCACGACCAAAUGCGACAGAGCAUUGUCACGUCGAAUGUUGCCAAUCGAGUUCAUCGGGACAUUGCCUUUGGCGAAGACACGGAACCUCCCAGUGCAUUUGUCAUCCCUGCAGCUCCUGUGCGACCACAGCAGUCUCAUCCGCCACAACAGCCACGCACACCACAACAAGAGCCAAUCCCGCUAGCACCGCCAGCACCAGUGCACGUUGUUCCACAUGCCAAUCCUUACAACCAAGGACGCAUUGGAAAAAGGAACUGGAAGAUGGAUCCUCCGCCUCGGCCAGUAGCAGACACAGUAGGUGCACCAUCUGUCGCGGCUCAAGUUCUUGAACUCCACAAAGAGCACGGAUAUGAGGGCAUGUCUCAACAGGAACAGGAUCUGAUUCAGAACACCAAACGCGGAAAGAACACGGCAGAGACCGAGAGACGCAAAGUCGCCAAUGAGAAAAGGUUCUUCGAAGUGCUGAAAGAUCAUGGUGGUCCAGCGUUUGCUCCUCUUCUUCUGAAGGUGCCGGUGAAAUAUGCUGGAUACAGUACUGUCCCGGAGAAAAUUGACUAUGAGUUCUUCAAUGCAUGUGGAUAUACUCGCGAAGAGGAUGCAAGACAGGUUGUCAACAAGGCUUCCAUUGUAUUUGCAUUGUCCGUUCGGAAGAAGAAAGGCCGCGAUGGUACCGCCGGUCAACCUUUUGAACCCAACACUUUGGAACAGUUCUUCCGCAAUGUGUACUGCUACUGGAAGGCCAAAGGCAUUUGGUUCGACUUUGACAAAGACUUCAAUGGUCCCGGUGAACUCAACGGAGUUGUGCAAGAAUACUGGGCCUCCAACUUGAAGAAAGACAAGAAGUAUGCCUCGAACAAGGAGAAACGUCGCAUCAAAGAGAAUGUCUUGCAUCUCGUUUGCCAAGCAGUUGACAAAGGUCUCAUCAACAUCAAUGACCGUUGGGAUCUCUUGCGUGGUGCGCACUUCAAUUGUGGACUUUUCAUGUGCUUCCGCGGCAAGAAAGAUCACAUAGCGACUCGAAAAGACUACAUCCGUAGAGGAGUGUAUCAGGAUGAUUUUGAAGAUGACCUUGAGAAAGGUAUCGCUGGGAAAGUAUGGGUUGGAAUGUACUGCCCGUGGAACAAGACCAAUCCUUUGAAGUUCGGCAACACCACUCUUCCUCCCGAAACAGAAAGGAUUCAGACAAUGCGAGACUACCUUGGAGAACUGUCGUACAAUCCGGUCGCUUGGUUUGAUAAGUAUGAGAUGCACUUGCAUCCGGAUGCGGUUGGAUAUUAUGCGUACCCGUACACCAAGGAAGAAUCAGCCAUCGAGAAUGCCCGUUUGAAGCAACGUGACAUCGAUUGGAAUCGCGAACAUCCAGAAUCACCUCGUGUCAUCCAGGAAUAUGACGUCUGGUACAAGCCGUCCAAUCCCAAUAUCAAAUUCCAUGAAGGAAAUGUAGGGCACAACAAACACUGCACCUUCAUUCAAGAAUUCUGCAAGCAGAUUGGAGUUCAGGAUGCCGAGAAAGUUGCUUCCGGUCACGCACUUCGGGCCAAAGCAUGCACCGUCUUGAAAGGUCAAGGCGUAGAUCCACAUGCGGUUGCACGACAGAUGCGUCACAAGAGCAUUGAUACGCAAAAGCAUUACACGGAGACCACCUUGGGAAUGAGAGCUUCGGUAAUGAAUGGUCUUGUUGCCGGUGUCAAGCGUCGUAACCCGAUUGAAGAAGAUGGCCGCAAACCGGCUGCACGUCCGCGUGUUGGAUUGGAAUCGGAUAUCGAAAAUGUCACUCCGCAUGUCCAAAAGCAUCGUCCUUCUGCAUUGAAUACGCAGGAACGUGAGGAACUUCAACAAUUGCGACUACAGAACGAUCCGGAUUGGUUGGAACUUGAACGUCUACGUCGUUUGCGAAAUGCUCCAGUCGCAGCGGCCGGUGGUCAUCAUCAUGAUCCUCGUUGUGUCAUUCCAAUGGGUCCUUCUCCACCACCAGUGAGACCUCCGGUACCACCAAUGAGACCUCCGGCUCAAUAUGCACCGAUGUACGACGAGUUUUGUGGAAUGCCGCCUCCACGUCGACCAUCAUAUUCGGAUUC